Molecule: messenger RNA, 1578 nt
Organism: Alternaria incomplexa
Lineage: Eukaryota; Fungi; Ascomycota; Dothideomycetes; Pleosporales; Pleosporaceae
Exons: 2
Coding region: 1-1578 (525 amino acids)
Source: RefSeq, a predicted model, not a curated record
AUGCCGCCAGCACUGGAGGAUAUUCUCAGCGCAACAAGCUCUCUGCGUUCGACUCCCCUCGCAUCCACCACCCUUGUGGCUCAGGUCGAUCGAGAAGCAUGGGAUCACAUCUUGGUGAACCUAAUUUGCAUACCCCACGAUAGCCUCUCCGCGACCCUUCGUGCAGUAGCGUCCGAGAUCGAGCUAGCACUGGAGAUGGGGGCUCUACAUGUCCCGGAGCUACCCACACACUCGUCUCCUGUCAAGCUUCACACAGCUGACCAGAUGAGCCGCCAUAACAAGUUCAACCUCUUCUUGGAUGACUUCCCCGCCGGCCGUGUCGCGGAAAAGGACUACAGCCUUCUCGCGGCCAAGCUCCUCGAGAACCCCGACUUCCCGGUCGUCCCGCCAUGGCACGAAGAGUUCUAUCUUCUGAGGCCUUGGUUCAACGUCGCGCUCGAACUUUCGGAAGACUACCCCGACAGCGAUGUCUUUGCGCAUGAGAUACUCCUGAGGAAAGUCUUCCCUGUUGUCAACAAGCAUAAAGGAGCACCACCCGCGAAGAGGCUUCGCGCUGCUAUUCACGCCGCGAGCCGCGACGCGCCCCCAGAGGCCGAGAAGAUGAUGCAAGCUGAAUUAAACGCAGCUGCGCUUCUGGAACCUGGUCGCCUGCUGCAGGUCAAGAUCGAAGAUCUAAUUCCUGACGUCGCGAAGACCGAGGAAGAACACAAGGCCUUGCGCAAGAUCUCUCUGAAGGAAUUGAAUAUCCCCCGAAUCCUGGAAUCUGACGACCGCAGCGUCAUCCUUCUUCUACAGGCCAAGAUGCGCGCCAUUUUGCGUAACAGCAAGCAUGUUGCCGAUGUGGAUGAUACCUGCAUCUGCGACAUCAUCAGCGAAUACAGUGAUGACGAAGGGGAGCAUCACUUCAAUGACCCUGUCGCGCUGAAGAACAUAUUUCCAGAGCGAAAGCGGAACAUCGUCCUUGGGUGGGCCUCGUCCAUCGAGACCCCGGUCAUCCAUUACGUCAAGCUCUCGGAAGCUGAGGAGACGUACUGUGAGUUCUUGGAGCCCAUCGGUGAGGCAGACGACAUGACUGAAAUAGAGGGCGAGCUCCAGAAAGCGAGCGAUAUAGAAUGGGAGCUCAAAGGUUGCUCUCUCAUCUUCCCCCGCGGUCACGAUGGUGAGAUCUUGCUUGGAUAUGGCUGCCAAGCAGACCAAGUGGUCUCCGAAGGCCACUUCACCAACAUGAUCAGUGCUGCCUCGCCGUCAGAGUCCAGCUCAGAUGCAAGCUCAUACCAGAGCGAAGACGAGAAGGCAGCCAACCGCCGCAACUCCGACACCUCGUUGGAGAGCAAUACUGCUCGGUACGACUACCAAAAGAAGCGUAUCGUGAUGGCUUCGGUGAAGCAUUUCAACAAGCGCCGGAUUGCAAAUCUUCACAUGGCGUACGGCAUUCCGCGUGGUGCGCUGGACCCAGACAAGCCGGAACACAACACGCCCUCUCAUUUUGCGACUUGCGGCGACGCUCCGGGCCUACUGGACCAGUUCAACGCGGAGUACGAGGCGAAACGUCGCGAGCGCGAACAUUUUGGCGAGUGA